GGAUCCACUCUCAGCUCAGCAACAGACCAGGGCUUACUGUCCCUACUGUGUGUCAAGCACUACAUGAGACUUUGGCAUAAACCAUCUCAGGAGGUUCAUCUCAGGGCACAAAGGGAAGUGGCUGGAGAGGAUGAAGGACUUUGGACUUGUUGGGGAGUGGAUGGUGGAAGAAACGUUUGCUUAGCUUUCAAGCCUCCAGAGACCCAAACCUCCAUUCCAGUGAAUCAGGAUGACAACGAAGCUGUGUGCCUUGGCUGCCCCUCACACAAUGUCUUACACUAGAUGAUUUGGGCCAAAGUGCCUGAAGAAGUGGCUUCCCACACCUUUACCUUACACAGGCCUGGGACAGGCAGUCUUGACUGCCCAACCUGAGUUCUGUACUAACUGGGGAGGGGACACAGGGCCAGGAUCUAGAUAACAAUCGGAUGCCCUGAGCAUGCCAGAGCAGACAAAGGACAGACCAAGGCUGUGAUGGGAAUCCAACUGUGGCCCUCAACCAGGGUGGGUGUGUGUGUGUGUGUGUGUGUGUGUGUGUGUGUGUGUGUGUGUUUUCUAACCCCAGAACUUAAAAAUAUCUGGAGAUAUCUUUGCAGAACUUUAGGGGACCAGGACCAGCAGUGCUACUGAAAAUCUUCUAAGAUUCAUUUCGAUAAGGCUGAGGAUGAGAGUCCCUGGUGUUCAGCAAGAGAGUCCCUGAGAGAGUAAGGAGGGCUAAAAUUCCAACCUUUCUCCCAGAGGACACUUGCCUACCCUGAUGGUGUGCCCUUUAGUCAUUUAGCUGGGGGAGGCAUGGUUCUGCACUGAGAAGAAAGCAUACCAGAUCUCAUUCCACAGGCUCCUAGGCUCUGAUCUGUUGGGGGGAGGGGGGGAAUUUAAAGAAAUAUUUAGUCUUUAGUAGGUCAAAAGGUCAGACACUGAAUGUCAUCUCUUUGUAACACACAGGUAGCAGGUGAGAAGGGAUAAAGGUCUUCACUGCUACUGUUGCCAAUGGCAACAAGGAUCAGAAGCCACGGAACACGCCCACCCCCUCCCCCACCCCCUCCCCGACCCAGGUAAAUAGGAGCUGAAGCUAGUAAUAGAAGCUUACAGAAAUACUGGGGAGUCUUUCCGUGCACAGGUAUGGAAAGGGCCCAGAAUAUAUUAACUGAAAAAAAAAAAAAACCACAAACUGUAAAUUCCAGAAAAGGUCUGUGCUUUCCUUUCCUGGAAGAAGACAGAACCACACGAUCCCGCAGAAUAGUGUCAGUCCACACGCGCAAAAAGCCUUGGGUCUCUGACCACCACCGUGCAUGGGUUCACCUGGAGCGCUUUCUUGUCCAGUGCAUAUUUAAUACCACCAACUUCGCAUCAUUUCCUGGGAGAGCUGUGGGUAGUUGCUCUGCUCUUCAUCCCUAGAGUUAAAACAUCAGCUUCCUAGGAACUGGCCAGGCCACGGAUGCUGAGCUUUAGACAAAGGCCUGUAAAUGGCCUCUUCCUUGAUGACGCUAGCAAACCUGAAGGAGACGCGUUUUCAACACUCAAGAGGCGUUUGAAGAACUCCCAGGGGGGUACCGGUGAGAAUUCCAGGCGUUUGAAGAACUCUCAAGGGAAGUAAGGAGGGGGUACACAAAAACUAGGACCAAAAGCAACCUUUCCCCUUCCACACCUCCUCUUUCUAGGCUAGGAGGGGUUGGGUGAAAAGAGCAAAUGGAAGGUCUGAACUGAAAGUGGCCAACAGCAGGGACAAACCUGGCUCUGCACCAUCUUCGCCCCCGCCCCUCCCGCCCCCUGCCCCGCCCCGCCCCGAUCCCCGCUCCGCCCUCUCACCCUGGGAGGAGGGAUCGCUACAAUGGACCCUCCUGCGGGCUUUGUGCACUCUUGGAAUCCAGCUGUCGCCGCCCCGCGGAGCCCCGUGUCCCCCGAGGGCGCCCAUUUCCGGGCCGUCCAUCACCCGGAGUGCAUUGGCAGCAACCGUCCGGGCCGAACCCACAGCCGCUCCCGCCUUCUUGGUGUCAGGCGAUCCCCAGUCUGUCCCAAAAAUGCCUGUGGACUUCAACGGGUACUGGAAGAUGCUGAGCAAUGAGAAUUUCGAGGAGUACCUGCGCGCGCUCGACGUCAACGUGGCCUUACGCAAAAUCGCCAACUUGCUGAAGCCAGACAAAGAGAUCGUGCAGGAUGGCGACCACAUGAUCAUCCGCACGCUGAGCACUUUUCGGAACUAUAUCAUGGACUUCCAAGUUGGGAAGGAGUUUGAGGAAGAUCUGACAGGCAUAGACGACCGCAAGUGCAUGACCACUGUGAGCUGGGAUGGUGACAAACUCCAGUGUGUGCAGAAGGGAGAGAAGGAGGGACGUGGCUGGACGCAGUGGAUCGAGGGUGAUGAACUUCACCUGGAAAUGAGAGCUGAGGGUGUGAUCUGCAAGCAAGUGUUUAAGAAAGUACACUGAGCAGCCCGAACAGCCCGAGGAGAUAACCUUGGUCUUCAGGAACAAGUGGGAUGGGCCUGUGGUCAGGAGCCCCCUCUGCCUAACAUGGGGACCGAAACGCAUACCCACCCCAGGCUUCUGCCAGCGAAGUCUCUCUCUUUGCCUGGUCUCUUUUCCUUUUCUUAAAAUGAAGCGACCCCAAUAAAAGUGAUCUCUGUUUAAA
This is a messenger RNA of Mus musculus (house mouse), 2628 nucleotides long. RefSeq names its product retinol binding protein 1, cellular (gene Rbp1). Gene Ontology annotation, biological process: vitamin A metabolic process; retinoic acid biosynthetic process. Bases 2019 to 2426 code for a protein of 135 amino acids. Gene Ontology annotation, cellular component: cytosol; lipid droplet; cytoplasm. NCBI's taxonomy places the organism in Eukaryota, Metazoa, Chordata, Mammalia, Rodentia, Muridae. Gene Ontology annotation, molecular function: lipid binding. The transcript has 4 exons. The record is from RefSeq and is marked provisional.